Molecule: messenger RNA, 2883 nt
Organism: Opisthorchis viverrini
Lineage: Eukaryota; Metazoa; Platyhelminthes; Trematoda; Opisthorchiida; Opisthorchiidae
Exons: 15
Coding region: 1-2853 (950 amino acids)
Biological process (GO): microtubule-based movement; cilium organization
Cellular component (GO): ciliary transition zone; kinesin II complex; axoneme
Molecular function (GO): kinesin binding
Source: RefSeq, a predicted model, not a curated record
AUGAGACUGAGGCAACUCGUAGUUGGGGACAGAAAAGAAAGCCAAAAGAUGUACGUCUGUUCAAGCCAUUUUAAUCAACGCAGAAUUCGAGUGCGAAAUCUCAACGAACAAACAGAUAUUCCGGAGCUUGCAAGGAAAAUUGUCGACAACUGUAAGCUGAUUCACGAGACAAAAUUGCCGCAGGUUGAACACCUGCUUAAAUAUCUGCUAAACAGAAAGGACACGGGAGUACAGAAAAGACUCAAUAGUGAGAAGCUUGCGGAUCCGGGUGCAUUUGACUCUACAGAGAUAAACGAAGUGGCACAUCUGACCGACCUUGAUGAAUAUCUGGAGUUACUUUACGAAGAUAUUCCUGAUAAACUUCGGGCCUCGGCCUUGGUUCUUCAGCUUGCUCGCAAUCCAGACAACCUCGAAGAGCUUUUUCAGAAUGAAACACUGGUGGGCGCACUGGCACGCGUUCUUCGGGAGGAUUGGAAAAAGAGUACAGACUUGGCUACUAACAUCACAUAUAUCUUUUUCUGCUUCUCUUCGUUCUCCAAUUUUCAUGGAGUGAUCCUACAUUUUAAAAUUGGGGCAUUGACUAUGUCGAUUAUUGAACACGAACUAUGCAAAUAUGACUUGUGGAUGGAAGAACUCCGGUGCAAAAAACAAGUACUUCAGGAAGCGACUGACGAUGCGGACUCAUCCUGUCGAGCAAGCGCUCAAAGCUCGUAUGAGUCUACUCUGUCCAAGUUCAAUGUUUUAGUUAGAAAACAAGAACAGCUUUUUCGAGUUGCCUUCUACAUGCUGUUGAAUAUCAGUGAAGACCUGAGUGUUGAAGUAAAGAUGCACAACAAGGGAAUGGUUUCGAUGCUUUGCCGCUGUCUGGAUCGAGAAAAUUUCGAAUUACUCAUUUUGGUCGUAUCAUUCCUAAAGAAGCUCUCCAUAUUCAGUGAAAAUAAAGAUGACAUGCUGAAACACGGAAUAAUUGGACAUUCUCCGCGCCUGCUCUCCAGACCGGAAAAGGAUCUUGUCAAUGUUACCCUUCGUCUAUUGUUCAAUCUCAGUUUCGACAAAACAGCUCGAAUUGAAAUGGUUUCCAGUGGACUUGUGACGAGACUUGUUGAACUUCUAGCUGAUGAGGACAACCGCUCCGUUGUGUUCUAUUUGUUGUACCAUCUCAGCAUUGAGGAUGAAUCGAAACCGGCUUUCGCAAGGACAAACUGCUUGGCUACAUUGUUGGUCAGGUGGCUGUUGACCUGUUCGCCGAGCUUGACAACUGACUUGCAGGCAUCUCGUCACCAUACGAGUAGACAUCAUCAGUGCGCAAUUAUGAAGUUGGCUCUGGGAUCGGCAGAUCACUUGAGUGAGCCCGUUCCAAUGGCACUCGCGGUAAACUUAGCCUGCAAUGAACAGUGUGCGAAUCGCUUUGCAGAGGGAAAAGGAAUCCGUUUAUUGAUGAAGCGUGCACUCAAAAUGCGUGAUCCACUACUCAUGAAAUUUCUCAGGAAUAUUUCUGAACAUGGGGAUGAAUUAAAAAUGAAGUUCGUGGACCACCUUCCCGAGUUGGUGAAAGUGGUUGUGAAUGGAGAGCCAUGUAGAACUAAAAAAUCUGCGGGGUCGAAAAAAACUGAGGGUUCUGCAUCAUUGAGAGCCAUGAAAGAACGCACUUGCGACAGCCCGACAGACACGCAUCGUCAGUCUUCGCGGCCACACUCAUUCAGUUCCUGUGCGGGGACACCUACAGUUGGUCUAACGAACGCUGUUCCCACGACUUCAUUUGAUGAUGAGGAGGAGGACUUUGGAGAAGAAAAUGAAUUCGGUACAAAAGACGAAGAUUUUGUUCUUGAAUGUUUGGGCUGCCUAGCCAAUCUCAGUUUGAGGGAUUUGGACUUCAGUCGCAUCUUGACCGAAUUGGGUCUGCUGCAAUGGAUCAAACAAAGACUGAGUGUGAAGGAAUCCAGUGUUGCAGUUGGCAGCAUAUCUGGGAUUUCCCCGUACGACUGGGACACAGAUGACGAUGUACUUUUAGAAGUAAUAAAACUGACCGGGACGAUCUGCCAAGACCCAUCCGCAGCUGAAAAAUUGAGUCAUGCAGAAAUUGAGGACGAUGAAAUCGUGUGUCAGAUUAUCCAGGUGUUCUACUAUCUGGUGUUUCACAAGAGAACAAUUGAAAUGACCGUCAAAUCUACUCAGGUACCGGCCUACCUGAUCGACCUUAUGCAUGACAAAAAUGCGGAAAUUCGUCGUGUCUGUGACAUAGCAUUGGACAUCAUAGCCGAAUAUGACAAGAAUUGGGGGACUCGAAUACAAGCUGAACGCUUCCGGUGGCAUAAUAGUCAGUGGCUUGAUAUGAUUGACUCAGCCACCAACCAUACGAUCAUCGGAAACGAUCCGACCACAGAUGCCGUAAUGGCAGCAGCCUUGGCAGCCGGGCACGCGCGUGCUCAACACCGUCGCAGCAUCCCAUCCGGAUUGCGAGACAGUGAGGAUGAAGAUGAUAGUCAGACCGGAAUGGAUAUGGCCAUCGAUGAUGCCACUGCGUUUCUCAUGUCGCUUCAUGGAAGCUCUGGGUUCCGCAAAACGUCAGCUGAUCAUGAAGGAAAUUUCGGUAUUGGCGCCAACGACAUGACUUAUCUUAAUCAGCUGGAACUAUUGUAUCCAGACAUGUAUGGAGACCUCACUCAUCUCGCAACCGAAGCACUUAGUCCACCUUUGACGCGAUCCAGUCCUCUUGUCUCCGAUUUCGAUGAAAAUACUCCUACCGACGUUAAUAUACCGUCUCACGAACUUUAUGCGACGCAUGGUGGAGGGGGAGAUCUGACAUGUAACGGCAAUCAAAGUACUUGGUCCUUGAAUAACGUUCAAAAAUAAAAGGAAUCGUUAACACUGCCAACACUCAUC